Messenger RNA from Triplophysa rosa, 7976 nucleotides. RefSeq names its product microtubule associated tumor suppressor candidate 2a (gene mtus2a). The transcript is spliced from 15 exons. Gene Ontology annotation, cellular component: cytoplasm; nucleus. Gene Ontology annotation, molecular function: microtubule binding. The coding region runs from base 356 to 4270 and encodes 1304 amino acids. The record is from RefSeq and is a predicted model, not a curated record. Lineage: Eukaryota; Metazoa; Chordata; Actinopteri; Cypriniformes; Nemacheilidae.
GGGCAGGAGAGAGAUGCUGCACUCGAAACAGCAUGCUUGAGCGCCGAUCCUUCAGUCUGUCGGUCGGCUGUGGAAGAGAGCAGGUUGAGUAAGGACAGAUACUUCUGUAAGGGUUGGCUUUAAGUGAAUAAUCAAGGCAUUUCAAGGUCCUAGCGGUAGAUAUCAUGUCUUCACAUGCUCUGCCCUGCUGACAAGUGACAAAAAACGGUUCCUUGGCAGGACAUUGGAGAAGCAAAGGAAGGAAUGUAAGAUGAGGUUGUGAUUCCAUCCGAACUGAAAACUUUAAAGGCCUAGUAACAACAAGCAAGAAACUAAACCUUAGAUGGAUCCACACAGAGGCUAUGGCUGAUACAACAUGAGUGUUCAAAGAGAGCUACGAACUGGUGAAGACAACCAACAAGAAGACGUAAACAAGCAGACAUUUUUAGAACGAGCGGGAGAUGCUAAUGCCAACCAAAUAUCCAUAGAAGAAACUUAUUUAGAUGACAAAGAGCACAGCAGCCCACAACCCUCUCUUACAUCUCAGUCUGAACCCCAGGAGAGGAUUAUCAUCUGGGGAACGCAUGCUCGGAGUGAGGACCCCGAGCUGGAAGAAUUUGAACUUCUGGAGUGUCAAGAGCUAGAAACAUUCAUUGCGGAUGAAGAACAAAGAGAUCAGAGUGUGAGGAACAAAAAAGUAACAAAGAACUAUUUUGAUAGACUGUCAACAUUUACAACAAUGACAUCUGCUGUUGGAUCUGCAUGGAAAGACCACAAUGAGAAUCACAGGGUGGACGGAGGUGCAAAUGAGAACACUCAACCCCUUGACCUCAGGACCUCCAGCUCUCGUUCUGGGGGAUACAGGACCCUGAGGGAGGCAAGGAGUGGUUCUGAAAGCAACGUCUUUUCAUCUUCACUUUCUACAGUUACCAGCCUCAGUGGAAGUUUAGCCAGUGCCCUGGACAGUGCAGGCUGCACGCAGCCUCUCUCUUCCCAGUCCACCAAGUCUACCUCAGGCAAAGGCAAGAACCAGCAACCAGCCACUAUUGAGUCCUACAUCCACUCAGAUAGAAACAAGGAGCUUCCCAGGGAUUUGGACCAAAACCACAACUCAACCAUACUGCCUCAGGAACCACAAUAUGACAGAAGUAAGCUAAUCACUCCAAGUGUGGGGUAUCCUUCACACAGAGGAAUACAAAUGCAAAAAUUCACCACGGAUGCAGAUCAGAACCAGGGGAAAAGGACUUCAUCCGAAUUGCCGAAAGGUAUGGUGAGAGUACUACCUUCUUGUAGGCAACUAGUACGACCUCUUUCUACAGAUACAGAUAGAAGGCAAACCUCAGGAUAUGUCAGCACAGACAUCCAGACGGGACACCAGCCUUCACACUUCUCAGAGACAAGUUAUAGCCAUCAACAAGUUCAGCAGACUGCAGAGAUCAAUAUUAAGUCCUCAAACACAGGCUCAGAGAUGCUUCCUAACCAGACAUUUACAGGAGAGACUCAAGGCUUGAAGAGGCAGAGCUCUUCAGAUCGUGCUGCCAGUCCCUCAAGCCUAGAGAGAAAGACUCACUUCAGCCGCCGGACCUACAGCAGUCCGACAAGACCAUCGACUCCUCCAUCCCCCAGAAACACUAGGUCACCUCAGAGACAGCAUUCGUCUUCGCCCAUUAAGACGUUACCUUCUCGGGGUCCACAGUUGGGUUAUGCUGUAUCACAGGGGUACAGCUCUGGUUUAAGAGCACCGGUCAAAACUACAAUCAACACAAGCAUCCAUAAACCUCCUCCAACAGAGACCUCCCCUCCAUCCAAGUGCCCACCAAAGCCAAAAAGCGUUCGCCCCAAAAUCAUCACGUACAUUCGGAAGACCCCACAAAUUAAACCGCAGUCCCUUGAUGGAACUUAUGAGAUGUCAUCCUUACAUACAAAACUUACAACGUAUAGUGGUACUCAAGCCAAACCAACACCAGGAGAUCAAGGGGAUGCCCCUGUGCUGAGUGCCUCAAACUUGCUCUAUGAUAAAUAUCGGCAAGAGAUGCAGAAAGUCCGGCUCUUCUGUCCUGGACUUAUGGUAUCUGGCAUCAAGCCACCCAGCAGUACCAUGCCCCACAAAAUGACAGGAAGGGCUGAUAGCUUCUAUGGGUCGCUCAACAAACCAACCUCUGCAGUGGUGAGCAGAUCUCCAGUCCCGUUUGGGUCUCCAAUGUCUGGAGCCGAGGACACAUUAGGACCCCCUGUGGGAGCACAAGACACAGGGAAUCUUUAUCGCUCUCCACGGGGCCUAAGACCUCAGCUUGGCGUUGGCGCUGUUAACAGGACUCCCUCUGCAGCCGCCAAAAACAGAAUGGUCCUAACAGGUCACCCAAAGUCACCAUUGGCCCUCAACCAACCAAUGCAGGCUGUAAACCCGACCACUCAGAUCCCUCAGGAACCUCAAGAUCAAAAAAGAGCAAUGGCUGCAAAGUCUCUCCUGCCGAAACCAGCUCAAUCUGGCCUGCGUCCUCCUGGUUACUCCCGCCUCCCGCCUGCUCGUCUUGCUGCAUUUGGGUUCGUUAGGAGCUCCAGUGUCUCUUCCGUGUCCAGUAACCACUCGACGGACAGCACGCAAAGUGACCCCUGUCGACCCAUCUCCCGUCCCAACAUUGUAAAUGACGAAGCACCUCCUCACCGUGUCAUUACGUCCCCACCUGCAGAAGGACCUAGAGCCCCUUUCCGCAGCCCCCCUCAGCCCCCUAACACUCCUGCACUCACACGCCGCUCCCUACUGCUCCCUCCACGCAGUUCACCUGUGGCUUCCCGUAAGGAGUUCCAGAAGACUUCUGAUGGCUCUCGUUCAUCUCUCUCGUCCCCAAAGAGAUUGGCUGUGGUCUCUCCUAAACCGCAGUCUCCAGUCCACCAGAGACAACAGAGAGCGACGGUUGCAGUCCGAGGUUCGAGUGUGCCGAUUUUGCCUCGUACUGGCUCUCCGGGCCCAGAGAAGAAAAAAGAAGAGCAGAAGAAGGAAAAAGAGCAAGAGGAAGCAGAGAGAAAUGAGGAACUGCAGCUCUUGCAGGGCCGCUGUGAAGAUCAGGCCAGGCAGCAACAGGCUCUUCAAGCUGAACUGAAGAAAGCCAGCAUGGGUCUGGAGGUCUUUGUGAUCUGCACUCAACACUUCUGCCUCAAGAAUGAAAAUGCUGAGGAAAAAGAAAGACAGUUGUCUUGGGAACUCAGCAAAAUUCAGCAGGAAGUGGCCUUUAACGCAGCACGCUGGGAGCGUCUGCAAAAGGAGAAGCGAGAGCUGGAGGAGUGUUUUGAGAGGGAGCUCAAAGAGUUGCAGGUCCAGCAGGAGUCUGAACUUGCUACCUUAGAAGAGAACCUGAGAAUGCGGCACGCUUCAGACAGGGACCAUCUUAAAGCCGAACAUCAGUCGGAGGUGGAAGAGCUUCACACCCAGCACCAGGAACAGAUCGAGGAGUUGACUGCUAACCAUGAGGCUGCCCUGGAGGACCUGAAGACCAUGCAUAACAUCACCAUGGCAACACUACAAGAGGAGCAUGCCAGGACUAUGAGAGAUUUAAGAAAAGCCCACGAGCAGCAGAAAGCCAGUCUAGAAGAAGAUUUUGAGAAACUGCGCCUCUCCCUUCAGGACCAGGUGGACACUCUGACAUUCCAGAACCGAACCCUGAAGGACAAAGCCAAACGUUUCGAAGAGGCUCUGAGGAAAAGCACAGAUGAACAGAUUGUGGAUGCCUUGGCCCCAUAUCAGCAUAUUGAGGAAGACCUGAAGAGUCUGAAGGAUGUUCUGGAGAUGAAGAACCAGCAAAUUCAUAACCAGGAGAAGAAGAUUUGUCAGCUGGAGAAAGUGCAGGCCCAAAAGAACCUGCAUCUGGAGGAGCGGGUCCAGGUGCUUCAACAGCAGAAUGAAGACCUGAUGGCUCGCAUUGACCGACACCUUACGGUGUCAAGACAACUGUCUGAAGAGAACGCUAACCUUCAGGAGCAUGUCGAGAAGGAGACCAACGAGAAGAAACGACUAAGCCAUAACAACGAGGAGCUGCUCUGGCUUCUCCAGACGAGUCCUCACCUUUCCCCCUCCUCCUCCCCCAUUCACAGAGCCUUCUUCCCCAGCCCUGACAUCCCACCCUACCCUUAUUCUCCAGGCCCUGGUACCCCCACACACUCCUGUUCUCCCAGCCCCUGUACCCCCACUCACAGGGUGGUGUCUCCUGGAGCCGGGACGCCCACUCUCAGAGGUUCUCCAGCAGCACGGUCGUCCCCCGCUCGAGUCCCGAACGCCAACACUUUACCCAGAUGAGCAGUCCUACUGAAUCACUUCAUCUGUGUCUGUCUUUUCUGUUACUUCAUUUUGGAUUUCAGUGCUUUUGAUGUGCUGUUGAUGAUCUUCUUUGAUAAGCGAGACUAUUGCGGUUGCUAUUACAUCCAUAUUUUAUUUAUACGGCUUCCGACGACUCCAACAGCCAGACAAAGAUGAAACAGCCUCUUUUACUUCCGCGUUUGAUGCGAGCCGCACAACAUGUCUCUUCGUCUCUGGGGAUUGAACUUGUUAACCCGUAGCAUCAGAAUGAUAUGGAAAAUAAAUGUGCUGAGGUGAAGACUCGGCUUUAGAUGUGACAUUACGACUCUAUAACAUGCUGUUGAACUCCAACACAAAUGUCUGUACGUUCUCCUGAAUGGUACAUGAGAACUCUAAUACAACAAAAGCACUUUAUGUUUCUGCUCAACCUUCUUCCGACAGAUAAAUGCACCAGCAUUUUCUUAUUUUGUGGUUUAGGACAGUCUUCUUAUUUCAUGAUUCUCCCAGUUUUCAAACAAUAUUUCAAACAACUGUAAUUCAAGCCAUGGUGCAUGACUUAUGAAACAAAACAGGGAGAUGCAGAAAAUGUCAAAUUACCGACUACAGGAAGUGAUGUAAAUUGUUGUCAUAAUUUUUAUUAUUUAUUUAUCAUAAUGGACAUUUUGCUUCUUGAUGUGCAUGUGAGUCUUCCAUUCUUAAUGUGAAACCUAGGAUAGUUGUCAUGCAAGCGUAGAUACUCGGACUCGUGGGAAUGAUAGCUUCCACCUCUAAAUGUUUGAGAAAAUUAUUUAACUAAUUGAGUACCUCAGAGAUGACGUAUUUUUCUAUGCAAGCCCCAGAAGCGAGCAUUUUAGCACUUCCGGUCAUUGCGCAUACACAGUAAGUCAAAUGUUGUGUUAAUUUGUAAAGAUUUUCUUGAUAGACAAGUUGUGUAAACAUCAUAAACCUUUGUUAAUUAUUUAUUAUGUUAAUUUUUUUGCGAUCUUACAAAAAUCUAUGAGAAAAAUUCAUAGGCUUUCAGUCGAGGGAACCAGUGCGGCCUAACUUCCGGGUUGGCCUACAAAAAUACGUCAUCUCUAAGGUACUCUAUAAUAGACAAGAUUCUACAAAUAACACCUCAAGUUAUACCUGUAAGAGAUCCUGCCAGGGGUGUUGCAGGUAUGUGAAAUGGUUUUACGGAAUGUAAAAUAUAACAGCUAGUAUGCUUGGAGUAAUUUAAGCUAUCUUUAUAGUAAUGCUGGUUAACCCUUGUAUUACCUCUAUAGAGUGUAGCAUAACCUAGAGAAAGUUUUCUGUCUUUGGAUGAACUAGAAAGGAAUGUAACCGUCUCUUUAAAUGAUGUGCGAUAAAGUUCAGGGAAAUUGUUUUACGCUGUCUCGAUGGCAGUUUUCAUUUUCGUAAUACUUAAAUAUUUGAAAUAGCACAACGACAUUCCUAAUGCAAAGUGGGUUUUGAUAUUUCAAAGCAAAGCUGUCUUUUGUUUAAUUUUUGGAAAAUUGGAUUGUGUGUUUGUUUUUACAAUUGAUAUAUCUUUCAAUUCUCAACCUUCUAAACUUUUGAUACAAAUAUCUUAAAGGAGAAAUUUUGUAAACUCUUUACUGAUAAUGUUUUUUCUAUAGUAUUAUCAGUUGGUGCUUGUACAGGGUAUCGUACACAGAUGUACAAUAAUCUGCUAUAUAAGACCAGCUAUCAACAAAAAAAGUGCUGUCUGCAGUCCACACGCCGAGUAUGUUAUUUAUUUUAAGUAGGUAGUUUUCUUAAGUUUUUGUAUAAACAUUCACAUUACUGUGAAUUUUAUUUUUUUAUUUGAAUUUUGAAGUUCGUAGUUGUAAGUCAUACUAAAAUUAUGUAGCUUUACAAUUAAAAUUACAUUUCGUAUUUAGUUUGCUCGGUCACUGUGAUACAAAUGGCUCAUCUGUGUUUUCAGCGUUCCAUUUUUGCUACUCUUGCACACAUGCUAAAGAGUUAUCUGGAUGUUUCAAGCACAAAAACAUGAAUUAAAAUAUUCCAGCACUUCAUAUUUUUUAAUCUUUUUAAACAUUUUUUUAAACUUUAGCAAGAAUUUCUAGUUUAUACCAGAAAGUUUUAACAAUUUAAAAAAAACUUUUGCUAGUCUGAAAUUCAAUAAUGUUUUAAAAAUACUGACUUACCAUAUGGAAAUGAUUUAGGGAUGUGCCUUCAUUUAUUGUGCAAAGUAGCAAAAAUGGUUCAGAUCACUGCGCUCUUACAAACAGUGAAUAUGCUUCUAAUAUUACAGAUAAAACAAACAAUUGUGUAAACAAAAAAUGUAAAUGUUUUUCACAAUAAGUAAAACAAUUAUUUUUAAAAACGAAAAAUUUUGAUUCAUUUUUAGAUUUUUUAAACAUAAUCCAGCAUUCUGCAGUCCUUUGUAUUCUUUAUAUGUUUAUGUCUCAACCAAAACCUCAGCAUGUUCAAUUUAUUGCUCAGAUUUCAAUACUGCACCUGCCAUGACACACUGUCAAUGUUAACAAAUCUACAGUUACAACACUAAAGAGUUACUGUUUAUUUCACUGGUAAAAAUGUCCUGAGAGCUUAUUGGUUUCCAGUUCUUUUUAUGGCCCUCAAGACAACUAUCACUAUGGGAUUAGAUCACAGAUGUUAUGAACAUGUUAAUCAGGUGGUGAGACUGCACUGACCUUUUUGUCCUGUGGACAUUUAACUAUUAAACUACUGAAUGUCAACCUAUCCCUGAAUACUGACACAGUAAACAGAUUGGGGUGGUUGGAGUUACUUGUCGUACUGAAUGAAAUUUGUCCGUUCAUCUAUUUACUAACAGUUGACUUUAUUAUGUCUUUUUUGACUGGAUUUACAGUCGCUUGUAAGCUAGUAUUUAUUGUGUUGUCGUGCACAGUAAUCGAUGCAUGUUUGUCUUGGCAGAUCAUUUCUUCCCUGCUGUGUAUGUUUUCAACCUUGUGAUGCUGUAACUGUAGCAUAGAGAAUAUAAUACUAAGGAAUGGAAAGAAUUUAUAUAUAACACAUUUGUAUUCACUUUGGGGAGUGGGAAUGGAUAUUAAAAACCUUUCAAGAGAAAAGAAAUUCCUUUACGUAUUCAUUCAUUCAUUCAUUCAUUUUGUUGUCCGUGUGAAUUUUUGAUCAGCGAAAUGGGGUUUUGGUUCCUGUGUAUGUACCUUCUUAUUCAUAGUCGUGACCCAAAUUUGUACCUAAGGGUGAGCAAAACACGACAAAACCCUUGGGGACAACCUAAAAAUCAAUUUGUAAAAGUCCUAUUUUAUUUUAAAAUUGUAAAAUACGAAAGUUUUUGAGGUGUGGGAUUGAUGUUUGUGUAUGGGGAUACCUAUUCAAUUCCCUUUCUCUCCACCUCUCAUUCUCUCUCUUUGCCACACAAACACACACAUAUGCAAUAUGUUCCACCUGAGGGUGUGUUCCUUUGAGGAUUUGCAGUCUUGACAAACAAAGAGUACAUAAUCUGUAUUAAGAAGGUAAGAAGUGGAAGACGCCAUUUCAAAGGCUCGAAUAGAUUCUCACAUCAUGAGGCAAGUGUUGUAAAACUUAAGAUGCAAUGGUUCGGUCUGCAUCCUAUUUGAGUGGUUUUUAACAAGGCAAAGAUUCACACUUUAAAUAUGGAAAGACAUAUCACACCAUAACCUUCAGGUAAGAAUCAUUAAAGCUCCUCGACAUAUGCAGCUAAUGAUUUUUAUUACAAUGGAUAACAUUAAUAUUGUUG